ACAGAUCUCCCAAACUCUUUGGAUAUCUCCCAAUUCAAAUCAUUGUACUCCUUUCUCUUUAUCUAUGGAGGAUAGGAAUCUAGAGUUAUGGAAUGCCCCCCAUCUCCUCGCUGACACUUUUCCCCCACAACACAGCUCCAACGAUGCUGAAGAACCUAAAUUAACGAGGUCGGAAAGUCUAACAAUGGCAGAUCCAGACUCUUCCUAUAAGAGAGAUGAUGAUUCUUCCUGGAAAAAUCACAGCUUAGAUGCAAUUAGUAUGCAAAAUUUCAGUGACCCAGUUGGGAUUAAGAAAGUUGAUGGUCGGUCCAUGUUGGGAUUUUCUCUAACAUCUCCUGACCUGGUUAUAUGUGCUGGUUCUCCGGAUAUUCCAACGGAAAGAUAUGGGUCCUCCCCUGAAAUCUUGGAGAAGAACAGGUGUUCGAUUGAACUCUCCUUGGAAAAUGGCAUCGAUAAAUCCAGUACUAAAUACACCCACAAGACACCCUCUGUAAAGUUCUCAACGGUGUGCCAAACUUACGAGAAAGAAUUGUCCCCGGAAUCUUCCUUUGAGCUACUUCCUCCAACGCCUGCAAUGCAAGAUGAUUUACAGAAGCAACGCUUUCCAGUCAUAAGCAUCAAUGCAGGCUCCACAAAUGAGGCAGCGGCAUUGGAUGGCGUAAAUUUUUUGGAAGACAAUUGUUUUUCUGGUGGUGAUGUUACAUGGACUGACACCAUAAUUGGAGAUGGAAAGGGCCUUUCUUUGUACAAAACUGCGAGAUAUGGAAAUUUUUCAUACAUGUUCUCAUCAUUGCAGUCUGGUGGUUAUAUUGUUGAUUUGCACUUUGCAGAAAUUAUGUUCACUCUUGGUCCACCUGGGAUUAGAGUAUUUGAUGUCUUCAUACAAGAAGACAAGGUUGUGUCGAGCUUAGACAUAUAUGGCCAGGUAGGCGCAAAUAAACCUCUGGUGGUAUCUGGCAUCAAAACUUUUGUCAAUGGUGACGAGGGCUUAUUCAUUAGAUUUGAAGGAAUUAUUGGGAGUCCAAUUGUUUGUGGCAUUUCUGUGAGGAAAGAUGAUUUUGCUAAUUUCAAAGAAGCUGCUGACCAACUGGAAGUUAGGGGAAUCACUGAAGUUGCAGAAGACAACUUGGCAAGAGAUAUUGAUGAGGGUGAGGUGAAAGGGGAAUAUCAAAUGUUCCCAAAGGAUCAUGAGAGUCAGAAGAAGGAAUUAAUAGAGCUGAGGAGGGCCAUGGAGGAGCUUAAAAGGGAGAAUCAACUUAAAAACAAAGAGUGCCAAGAAGCUUGGAAAUCUCUAAAGGAGCUUCAGAAUGAGCUUAUGCGUAAAUCUAUGCAUGUUGGUUCUUUGGCCUUUGCAAUUGAGGGACAAGUGAAAGAGAAGGGCAGAUGGUUUUCAUCAUUGAGGGACAUGACAAGAAAAUUGAAGAUAAUGAAAAUGGAACACAUCAAGCUGUCAAAAGAGGCCUCAGUGUUAAGGAACUGCCUUGGAGAUAUUAACAAAAUCAGUGAAACAAUUCAGUCCAGAAUAAACCAGCAUGUGGAUAUUAAUGAAGAGCUCAAGAUUAAAUUUAUCAAAGGGGCCAAAGAACGGAAAGAACUCUACAACAAGGUUUUAGAGCUGAAAGGAAACAUAAGAGUCUUUUGCAGGUGUAGACCUCUGAAUAAUGAAGAAGUUGCAGCAGGAGCUUCGUUGGCUAUUGAUUUUGAAUCUGCCAAAGAUGGUGAGCUCACUGUAAUGUCAAAUGGAGCUCCUAAGAAAACCUUUAAGUUCGAUGCUGUUUUUGGCCCUGAAGCUGACCAAGUUGAUGUGUUUGAAGAGACCGCUCCACUUGCUACCUCAGUCUUAGAUGGGUACAAUGUCUGCAUAUUUGCAUAUGGGCAGACAGGGACUGGGAAGACUUUUACAAUGGAAGGUAUAGAAGAAGCUCGUGGAGUAAACUUUAGGACCCUGGAGAAGCUGUUCCAAAUAAUUAAUGAAAGACAGAAGCUAUUUCAAUAUGAUAUAUCUGUGAGUGUAUUAGAAGUCUACAACGAGCAAAUAAGAGAUUUGCUGGUGUAUGGCACCCAGCCAGGUUUGGCUGCAAGAAGACUUGAGGUAAGGCAAGCAGGUGAAGGAAUGCAUCAUGUGCCAGGACUGGUUGAAGCACAUAUAAGCAACAUGAAUGAGGUUUGGGAAGUUCUGCAAACUGGAAGUAAUGCAAGGGCUGUUGGCUCAACCUAUGCUAACGAGCACAGUAGCCGGUCCCACUGCAUACACUGUGUGAUGGUUAAGGGGGAGAAUUUGCUGAGUGGAGAAUGUACAAAGAGCAAGCUGUGGCUGGUGGACCUAGCUGGAAGUGAACGUGUAGCAAAGACAGAAGUGCAAGGCGAACGUCUCAAGGAAACUCAAAAUAUCAAUAGAUCUCUGUCAGCGCUUGGUGACGUCAUAUCUGCUCUUGGAACUAAAAGCCCUCACAUUCCAUUUAGGAAUUCAAAGCUUACUCACUUGCUCCAGGACUCUCUAGGUGGAGAUUCAAAGACACUCAUGUUUGUACAGAUCAGUCCUAAUGAGAAUGAUCUUGGUGAGACCUUAUGCUCACUUAACUUUGCCAGUAGAGUUAGAGGAAUAGAAUUGGGUCCUGCAAAGAGGCAGUUGGACAACACAGAAUUCCUAAGAUACAAACAGAUGGUUGAGAAAUCAAAGCAAGACAUGAAGAUCAAAGAUAUGCAAAUGAAGAUGAUGGAAGAAACGAUUCGUGGAUCAGAUUUGAAGAUAAAAGAAAGAGACCUCAAAAAUAAGAAUUUGCAAGACAAGGUGAAGGAACUGGAAGCACAGCUACUUAUUGAAAGGAAGCUAGCACGUCAGCAUGUUGAUACAAAGAUAGCUGAGCAACAGGUUAAACAACAGCAAGAAGUGUUGAAUAAUACACCUAUGAGACCUCCAUUGGCAGCUCGAACUUUGGGAACUAUCAAGAAUUUGAAUGAUGCAGCUAGUGGUGGACUGAUGAAAGAGCAAGUAAAUCUCUUUCGACCAUUGAUUGAGAAUAGCUCCAAACCCCUCACACCCCUUCCCUUCACAGACAGAUUUGAUCUACUAGAAAAGGAAAACAAUCCAGAUAUGGCUGAAAACCUGCAACUACCAAAAAGGACAGGAAGAGCCUCAAUCUGUGCAGGUGCAAGCAGGAUACCUGUUAUCUCAGCUCCAAGGCGCAACUCUCUAAUUCCACUACCAAGUGCACCUAACUCAACCCAACCAUCACGACCAUUAUUGCCAUUGCCACCAAUCGAAGCAAACAUAGAGGAGGAAGAAGACGAGUUCUUCCCUGAGCAAACUGUCUUUAAUAGUCCCAAGGCAAUGAAGAGUGGAAGUAAGAAGUUGAACAGCAUUUUGAGACGAAGCCUUCAUAAGAAAAUCCAGAUGAAGUCCCCAAUGCAGCAACAUUUGAGAAGAGGUGUAAAUGUGGGGAUGGAGAAGGUAAGAGUCUCCAUUGGAAGCCGUGGGAGGAUGGGGCACAAAGUACUGCUGGGCAAUGGGAGAAAAGGAGGAACAAAGGAAAACUAUCAGAAGCUUACUCAGAGAGAAAAGGAGAGAGGAUGGAACAUUGGAACCUCCGGGAGGACUGCAAUCUAACAUCUAGAUAAAGAUGUGUUUUAUUUAUUUUGUAAUUUGUGUUAUGUUAUUGCAGAGAGCUGAAAGUUAGUGUGUGAAUGAUCUCAGUUGAUACUAAUCAUCUGUUUAGGUUAUUGUAACUUUGUAAUCUGUGAUGGAUUGAUGUACAUAUUCAAGAAGCAUUGACUUCUUGGAGAACACUGGAAACUACGAACAGAGGAGCUUUCUUUCCGUUAGUUGUUAAAACA
Messenger RNA from Rubroshorea leprosula, 3834 nucleotides. The record is from the annotation of a GenBank genome assembly. Lineage: Eukaryota; Viridiplantae; Streptophyta; Magnoliopsida; Malvales; Dipterocarpaceae.